AUGGUCGACGAAGCAUUUCGCUACGAGCAGCUUGACCUGACCAAGCAACAGAUCCGCCUCGUCACUGUCAAGCCGAAAUCUCCAGAACGCGAAGAUUUCGAAUGUGAUAUACACGUCUUCGAUGUCGAUACAGCCCCACCCUAUGGAACACUCUCAUACACCUGGGGUUGGGAUACACCAAGGCCUAUACUGCUCAAUGGAAAGCGCUUCGUGGUUCGCCAGAACUUGUAUCACUUUCUGCGGUCCUAUCGAAAUGAUCCCAGCAACGUUCACUUCAUCUGGAUCGAUCAGAUAUGCAUCUCGCAAGCUCAUACGGCUGAGCGCAAUCAUCAAAUCCGUCUAAUAUCCCAAAUAUACAGUAGAUGUAUAUACGUCGUCAUAUGGCUCGGCGUACAAGAUCGACGGGAGGCUAAACGCUUCGCGACCUUACCUGUGCCGGGCGCAACUCGCAUCUCCGAUUGCUCCUACCUUCAGCGUCUAUGGGUGGUUCAAGAAAUACUUUUGCCUCGAGAAGUGCGCGUGCUCUAUGGAAGUGUAUGGAUGUCGUGGGAUGAGAUCAAAGCUUCUCAUGCUCGGGAUACCGAAAGACAUUCGCGGACUGACACCCUACCGUUUGUUCUUGGAAUGAGCAUCUUGGAAAUUGCAAUCAGGCAGGAUCGCAACGCAGGAGAAUUGACGUUGUAUGAAUGUCUACACUACUUUUCUAUUCAAGAGUGCCAUGACUCACGCGACAAGGUCUAUGGCCUGCUGGGACUUAGCGUAGAGCAGGUGUUUCUGGAUGCCUUGAGGGAAAUUCCCUUGGCCGACUGGCUAACUACUACCGGUUCGUUCGUCUACAAUCUUUACCGGAGCAGCCACUAUAUGGGGCUCGAGAAGCACAGCGAGGGCAUUACAUCAUUACUGUGGUCUCUGAAGCACUUUUACGCGAGCUUGCUGUCAGAUAAAGAGUACGGUUCGAAGGAUCACAACCCUCUAACGGCCAUGGGAUACGAGGACGUUGGGCCAGCUGGCGAGACAAAUCAUUGGUGGUACGAACAUGACGGCAAACGAUUCUCGUCCCCAGUUUCCUUCGCAUCCGGAGAUGUGCUCUUAAACUCCUAG
Messenger RNA from Parastagonospora nodorum SN15, 1101 nucleotides. RefSeq lists its product as hypothetical. Lineage: Eukaryota; Fungi; Ascomycota; Dothideomycetes; Pleosporales; Phaeosphaeriaceae. The coding region runs from base 1 to 1101 and encodes 366 amino acids. The record is from RefSeq and is a predicted model, not a curated record. The transcript has 2 exons.